Macadamia integrifolia is the source of this 1571-nucleotide messenger RNA. Its product is annotated as mitogen-activated protein kinase kinase kinase 18-like. Lineage: Eukaryota; Viridiplantae; Streptophyta; Magnoliopsida; Proteales; Proteaceae. Gene Ontology annotation, molecular function: protein kinase activity; ATP binding. The transcript is spliced from 2 exons. The record is from RefSeq and is a predicted model, not a curated record. Bases 222 to 1571 code for a protein of 449 amino acids. Gene Ontology annotation, biological process: protein phosphorylation.
UGAGAGAGAACCUGAUCCGUUCUCCCUUUGCUAAUCCUAAUUAAAGUAUAUUACCCUCUAGGCUCACUACCCAUACAUUUAUUUCUUGCACCAAGCAAGUCAAUGGAGAAAGUUACCGACUUCUUAUAUAUAUAAGAGCAGAAGAGCUUCAUCCCAACCAACUCCCUAGUCCCAAACCCACACGAUAUCCUCCUAUUCUCAUCCUUUGAUUCCUUUCCACCAUGGCAUGGAUCAGAGGCCGCACCCUCGGCCGCGGCUCUUCAGCCACCGUCUCCCUCGCUAUGUAUCGCCAAUCUGGUGACGUUUUCGCCGUGAAGUCUGUAGAGCUCUCGAGAUCCGAGUUCCUACAAAGGGAGCAGAGGAUUCUUUCUCUGCUCAAGUGUCCUUGCAUAGUUGGGUACCUUGGGUUCGACAUCACAAAUGAGAAUGGUCAGCUUAUCUACAAUUUCUUCAUGGAGUAUUGCUCCGGUGGCACCCUCACUGACGCAAUUCGGCACCAAGGUGGUCGCCUCGACGAGUCUGCGAUCCAGUAUCACACUCUAGCGAUUCUGCAGGGAUUGGAUUACCUACACUCUCGUGGUCUGGUGCAUUGUGACAUUAAGGGUCGUAAUGUCUUGGUUGGGCAAAAUGGAACCAAAAUUGCCGACUUGGGUUGCGCGAGAUGGGUUGGAGAACAGCCUCCGGCGAUGCCGAUUGCAGGGACCCCUGUUUUCAUGGCACCUGAAGUGGCUCGAGGUGAGGAACAGAGUUUCGCUGCCGACAUCUGGGCCCUUGGUUGUACUGUAAUUGAGAUGGCCACAGGACGUCCUCCAUGGCCAGAUGUUGUGGACCCAGUCUCUGCACUUCACCGGAUCGCAUUCUCUCCUGAUAUGCCGGAUUUCCCAAGUUUCCUGUCAGAGGAAGCAAAGGACUUUCUGGGCAAAUGCCUCAGGAGAGACCCAAAUAAGCGAUGGACGGUUCAGGAGCUUCUUAAGCACCCAUUUCUCGAAGAGGGUUGCGGUGGGCAAUUGAAUUUGAAGCGAAUUCAGAGCUCUACCUUCGCAACUUCUCCCAUGAGCAUACUCGAUCAAUUCUUCUGGGACUCAUUUGAGCAAUCCGAGAGAGAGACAGAAGCAGACACACCAGUUCACAUGCCCAACCAAUUGGGAUCGGCGGGUUAUUAUUCAUAUUCUCUUUUGGAAAGAAUCCGGCGGCUGAUCGGAGACAUCCCAUCUUCUUCUUCUCCAACCCCAAGACUACCCAAUUGGACUUGGGACGAAGAUUGGGUUACAGUCAGAAGAAACAACCACGCUGAACACGUUGUCUUUAUGGGCCACGAUCAAAGCAUGUCGCCCACAGACGAACACGCAGAGACUAGUAGGUCGGCGCAUUCAGAUUUGAGUGAUGAACAACCCAUCCAUAACUAUGUAAAUAGUAGUAAUUUUGGUAGUAGCAGUCAGGGAAGCUUGUCCAUAGCCUGUAAAUGUAUUCCAAGAAAUAUUGGAGGGAAUUUUCAAAUGGAACGCUGGAAAUGGUUCAGUUUGGGAAGUUUGGAGCAUUUUAUAGAGAGGCUCAGCCGCGUUUUUUAUUAA